Messenger RNA from Cladocopium goreaui, 1305 nucleotides. Lineage: Eukaryota; Dinophyceae; Suessiales; Symbiodiniaceae. The record is from the annotation of a GenBank genome assembly.
AUGGAGACUCUGAAAGAGUGGUCGCUGCGGUGGGUCAUGAAUGGCAUGUACAAGGACGGAUCAAUCUUUAUAUCUCAUCCCAAUAUUGCGCUGAAACUUGCUGCGUGCAACUGUGUAGCCAUGCAGCUCCCAAGCGACCAGAAGCAAUUGGCGUUGGCGGCACAUAGCAUUGGCGCGUUGGAGAAGAGUGGCAUAUCCUGCGUUUUCUUCACUGAACUUUCUGCCUCGGAGGCUUCGGAGUUGGCUCGGAGGAACUUCGGGGAGGAUUUCCGCGUGGCGACGGCCGAGGGGAUUGAAUGGAAACGCCAGCGAGUCACGCCGCGCGAAGCGCCCUUGAUCGUGGCUGAGCUGCCCGUGACGAAAGCCGCCACUACGGUGGAAGAACUGCAGGCAGCCGGACACACCGUGCUCUAUGUGGGCGCCACCGAUGCGGAGGUGGAUGCUGUUUCAGUGGCCACCUUGCCCGGUGCUUUGGGCCUCAACGGCUGCAAGGCGGUGCAGAACGCGGCAGAUGUUGUGCUGCUCAGCGACUUUCUUGGAAGUUUGGCAUUUGCCAAGCACAGAUGUGUCAUCGCCACAGCGUCGCCGGAGAAGUUUGUGACGGGGCUGAGGAACCAUUACCGGGACGGUGCUUUACAGCUUGUGCCCCAAGUGCAGCCCUGUGGCGGUUUGAAUAUUGGAUUGCUGGCCUGGUCGGCUGCCCUGUCCAUGCUGAGCUUCAAAGAUGCCAAGCAGGUCGUGCAGAUGGAGGCUCCAAAGAUGGUCUUGUUCCCACAGCGUGGGGCCUUGGACGAGGUGUUGAUACAGCAAGGUCUCAACUCCUCCAUCCACGACUUGGACGCCUCGGCGGAGAACUUCGUGCGAAGCAGUGGGGCGCCAGGGGCCAACCCCUGGGUGAACCAACAGACGCUGUGCAGCGGAGUGCUCAAGAAAAGUGGAAUCUUGGACGUUCUGAAGCAGCUACAGCCUGAAGACGAAGCUCUGUUGGUGGCUGCUGCUGUGGCCAGAGCCUCGGCCGACUUCCACCUCUCCCCCGGUGCCGUCGCCGCUUCCGCCGUGACGGUGGGCCGCGACACGCGCUGUGCAGUGGACGCCAUCUGCAGCAGUGCGGCACUGGACCUCCCCGCGUCGCACGUGGCGUACCUGGCGGCCCGCACCGCUGCGAGCGCCGUCAGCGACCGCUGGGAGCAGUUUGGGACGGAGCCAGAGAGUGUGGGACACAUGGCCUUGCAGGCGGUGCGAGGAGAAAGGGGUGGGUUUGAGUGGUGCAUGCUGGUUACCGGGAGUUUUGAAGCAGAUUUUUGA